Molecule: messenger RNA, 3381 nt
Organism: Saccharomyces kudriavzevii IFO 1802
Lineage: Eukaryota; Fungi; Ascomycota; Saccharomycetes; Saccharomycetales; Saccharomycetaceae
Gene: CAF130
Product: CCR4-NOT core subunit CAF130
Exons: 1
Coding region: 1-3381 (1126 amino acids)
Source: RefSeq, a predicted model, not a curated record
AUGAAAGUGAUGACCAAAAAGAAAAUUGCCACCAAUGAUGUUGAAAGGCAGCUUCUACUCGGUGACAACUCGUCGAAUGAUGCGCUUCGCUAUGAACAAUUUGUUCCACUGCAAGUAUUGCUAAAAGACAAAAAUUAUGUUCCAUCGUUGGAAAAUUUGGAGAAAUUACUAUAUAAUGAGAGCAUAUUGGAUGAUCAAAAAAUAAGACUUUCUAUAUUGUUUGAGGCUCUCUCAAUUAUUCUAUUUACGACGAAAUCAGGAAAGUCGAUUUUACAAGCAGUGCAAGCUUCCACGUUGAAGGAGAAAAAACUCUGGGCGCAGUCCUUGAGAGAUGACGAUUCCAAUUAUGCUUCCGUAGUGCAAGGCUGGAAAGAUAAUGAUGUGCUAUUUUUGAAAUUCUUGAGGUUUUUACUGGCAAAUAAAACGACUUCUUUGCAAAUUGAUAAAUACAACCUUCCGGAAUAUAAGCUCCCGCUAAGCUUUUUAAUUGUUUCAAAGAUUAAUUUUCCCUCCAUAAUAUUGAAUGAAGGGCAUAACAUGUUGAAGGAUUACCUGUAUUCGAUGAGCGGACGUAUAGAUUGUUUGAUAAGGGGAAAUUCCAUUACUAGUCGAUCCGCGCUUGUCGUCAAGAAGAUUUUGAAGGAUUAUGAUAGAAUCGUAGAAUUUCAUAAUCUUUAUUUUUGGUAUUCCUUUAAUGUGGAAAAUGAUGUGAAUUUCGAAUUUAGUGAUAAUUUUGAUCUGUUAAUGAACAGCCCUGAAGACCAUGCUGACGGCGGUGUUAUCGAUGACCGUUGUAAAAGCGAUAAUCCUCAGAAACAUGCGAAGAACACAAUAAUUAAACGAACAAUAAAUGAUCAAGAGCAAAUAUAUUCAUUUGAACUGGACCAAGACGGAACACUUCAAAUACCAAACAUUAUGGAACAUUCCUUGAUGAGGCAUGAGCUUCUUUUCAAAAUCUUGAAUCUUCCCUCAGUAUUGACUCCGCUGUUGGAGCUACAAUUCUGUAAUCUGUGUGGUUUAGUGGAUCCGUUAAUGCAGCCAAGCCCUAAUGACGAACAAGUUAUAUCGAUAGACUUCCUUUUUCAGCUUUUUCUGGGAUUAAUGUACCCAUCAAUCAAAAGCUCUCAAGAGCACAACGACCAUUAUGAUUGGAAAUUUUAUACGUGCUUUAAUAUGCAAAAAAUUAUAGAUGCUACAAUGCUGAGAUUAAAUUGCUCUGAUUUCGAAAGAUUAAACUCGGUAAACAACACAGACAGUGUGAUUCAUUGGAGGACGCAACUUCAUAAAUGGCUACCGCAUGGUUUGAACACUCAAGAUUUAGAAUUACUUUACAUGAUUGAUAUAUUGGCAAUAUAUACCAUCUACAAGUUAUAUGAAAAGAUACCCAUACAACUAAAUCCAUUCCUAUUUUCGUUACUAUCCUUAUGGAAAAAUUUAUCCUGUGUUAUCCUUUUGGCUUUAGAAAUUGAUAGAAUCGAAGAGGAAAACGGUACCUACGAAACUCCGCUUAUGGUUCGUGCCACAAUACGUGGAGCGGCUGCAUUGAGAUCUGUGAUAGCUUCUGUUCUCAACGGAUUAGUGAAAAGCAAUGAUCAUGAUUUCAAGCACGAAUCAUUGAAUACAUUCAUGUCACCUUAUGGAAGGAAAUUAUGUCACGGAGCUUUAUACGCCGAUUUGAGAUCGCAUACUGCGUCUUUGCUUGCCCUUGGAGCAAGCAUCGAGGAUGUUACUGAUUUGUUUGCUGAUUUACAAUCAGGAGAUAGAUUCGACGAGGAUAUUAGAUACAUGUUCGAUUAUGAAUGUGAAGAUUAUAAUGAACCCUUCUCCGAAAGUGACGACGAACAGUUGAAUGAAGAUGCUAACUCAAGAGGAAAAAUAAAGUCUAGUAGUAGUAAUGGUUUCUAUCAAAGAAGGUGCAAUUGCAUCUUCAACGAUGACAAGUUGGUAGCAGAAGAUGGAACGAACGAAGCCUUUGAAAUAUCGGGUAAUAGCAACAUGGAAAACGAGAUGCCAAAUAAUGUGAAUGUAAUACCGAGUACAGCAACCACAAAUUCUAAUCGCUUCGCUUCAUCAAUUAAUCCAUUAUCUGUUAGAUCGAGAAGCACUUUCGAAUUUGACUACAGUGGAGAGGAUUGGAGAGACGUCCCCAAAGAUUUUAAUAUGUAUUAUUCACCAUCUUAUUCAUUCAUACAGGAGCCUAAGUUGGAUGUCAUAUUCAAUUUGACUUUACGUGGUGCAACUGAAAAGUUGAAUAGAGAUGAUUCUAUAGUGUUAGUGUGUUCAGUUGCAUCGUGCGUGAAAAACGAACAGGAUCAAAUGAUUUUGUCGGAUUUGGGAUCUAAUUUCGCAGAAAUAGAUGAAAAUCCUGAAGCUAAGAGUAGUAACAAUAUUACCAAGACAAACAAUGAAGAACUCAGAAGAACAACGCCCGAUGAUAUUUAUGAAAUAUGGUCCGAAGAAUCUGCAUUUGAAAGGAUGCUAAACGUGAAUCAUGACGUUGCUUGGCGAUUAAUGGACGAAAUGUUAAUGUGCACCGGUUAUAGGAGAAUAUUGAUAUGGUUCCUUACCCAUUUAGAGCUUAAACACUCAUUGAUAUAUUACGUCUUCGAAUUAGUGAUGGGGUUACGUGGUAAACCAUUUUCUGGGGAGGCCAGUGAUCAAGACAGAAAGGAUGAUAUGAUUUAUGAAAUCUUGAAGAAAAAGCGGAAGAACGAAGAUGUUUCAGGUCUUCCAUUUUCAAGACAAGGGCCCAUUGUAUUAUCGGAUAUCGAGACCAAAAUGCUAUUGCAAGAGUUCUUCAUGAACGCGGCCAUUUUUCUGUCAUCAAAGAAUGACGAAGAGGAGAAUGAGGACGGUGAAAAAAUCUCCUUGUACUCUCUCGGUUUAGUAAAGUUAAUCUGUUACAUGGUGCAGACACUCAUCGCGAACGACAAGUUCCUAUUCACCAAAUCAGAAUGUACUUUUGAGCUUCAAACUCUACUGAUGACGUGGAUUGGCGUUCUUCCAGAGGCCAAAGAUUUGUUCUUUCAAAUCAAAACAAGACUGGCAAUGGAAGAAGACAGUGAUAAAGAUGGUCAACAGAACGACGACAACAAGGACCUCGAAGUAGAAAGGAGGCCACACACAAAGUCAAAUUCUGAACUGAAUGUGAAACUGUUGAAUCUGUUUCCUUCAAAUCCUGCUGGCAAUAAUGACAACUCUGCUAUUAGUACGCUGCGUAGUUUCAUCACUGAUUAUCCCUUUGACACGCAGAUCACUCCUCCUGGAAGGAAAGUAGUGUUCUAUGAUGGCAAAAUUUUGCCAUUGUCAAAAGCUGACAAGCCGAUACCACUUCAUGAAUAUAUUACACUCGCUGAAAUCGACGUCGGGGAGAGUGAGUGA